AUGUCCAACCUACCAAUCCACCUAAAUAUUUCUAGUGAUGUACCAUCAUUGUCAAAUAUGCGCCUGCAAACCUCCAAUAAGUGGCAAGCGAGCCGAACUUUGAGUGAGCCUCCCAGUAGUGGUAUCGCUGACUUGUACGACGUGGUCAAUGCUAUUGGGUCAAUGGCACUGCUUGUUAAUGUGCCCAACCUUAUCAUGGAUCUCGCAAGGGCCCGACGCGAUAUAUUUAAUGCAGAGAAAAAACUUGCUGAUUGCAUCAUGCGAGAGCACGAGGUCAUGAUCAGUCUUUCAAAAUACAAGUCUGUCAUUUCCAAGCGGAAGCUUGACAAGGCCAAUGUAGGACUAGGCCAUAUGCGUGUCACAUUCAAAAAACACGGUCUUUCUCAUCAGCCAGUGCACGGUUCUCUUGGUACUACUACUACUAGCGCUCGAGGUAGCUAUUUUACUGACAAACACUGUGAGGCUGUACAUCCUGUGAGCUCUGUCUCUCUGUGGGUUACUGUUGAAAAAAAUUUGAAGCCUGGGAGAAAUGUGCUGUGA
Suillus plorans is the source of this 540-nucleotide messenger RNA. RefSeq lists its product as uncharacterized. The transcript is spliced from 4 exons. The record is from RefSeq and is a predicted model, not a curated record. Bases 1 to 540 code for a protein of 179 amino acids. Lineage: Eukaryota; Fungi; Basidiomycota; Agaricomycetes; Boletales; Suillaceae.